CAAUCCUUCGUCACCCCAAGCACAUGCCACGAAGGAUUCCCCGCUUCCGAUGGCCGUUGCACUCCCUGCAUCCUCCUCCUCCUUUCCUCGAGCGCACCCGACGGCCGCCGCUCUCCCUCCUGGCCGACCGCUGCGCUUCCAUGCGUCAGCUCAAACAGGUGCAUGCCCAAAUGAUCGUCUCCGCCCGCAUUGCCGACAACUACGCCGCAAGCCGCCUCCUUUCCUUCGCUGCCCUCUCCCCGUCCGGCGACCUUCCCCACGCCCUCCGCCUCUUCCGCGCCACCCCCCUCCCCAACUCCUUCAUGUGGAACACCCUCAUCCGCGCCCUCGCCGCUUCCCCCUCUCCCGCCACUGCCGUCGCCCUCUUCUCUGAGAUGCUGCAGGUUGGCACCCCUUCCGGCAAGCACACCUUUCCUUUCCUCCUCAAGGCCUGCGCUUGUCUCCCCUCCCCCUCCAUCGCGCGGCAGGUCCACGCUCAUGUCCUCAAGCGCGGGUUCCAUGUGGACCCCUAUGUCGUCAAUGGCUUGGUCCGCUGUUACGGUGUUCAUGGUCAUCUCGGGGAUGCCCGGAGGCUGUUCGAUGGAUUGCGCGAAAAGAAUCUAAUCGUCUGGACCACGAUGAUAAGCUCUUAUGCGCAGAAUUUUUGCUCCAAUGAAGCUCUCUUACUUUUUGACCGGAUGAUCGGAGCGGGUGUCGAACCAUGCAAUGCCACUCUGGCUUCCGUGCUGUCGGCUUGUGCUAGAUCUGGUGGGUUGGACUUGGGGCAGCAGAUUCAUUCGUUUAUAAGGGAGAAGGGAAUAGAAGUGGGAGUCAUUCUCGGCACUGCUUUAGUGGAUAUGUAUGCUAAGAAUGGUGCGAUCACAGCCGCACUUGAGCUGUUCAGGCAAAUGCCAGAGAAGAACACAGUGACAUGGAACGCUGUGAUCUGUGGUUUGGCUCAUCAUGGCCUUGCCAAUGCAGCUCUUGAUCUGUUCCACCAGUUGGAGAGGGAGCAGGUCCAACCAAACGAUGUAACUUUUGUAGGUGUCCUGUCAGCUUGUUGCCAUGCUGGCUUUCUCAAACUAGGGCGCCAGAUUUUUGAUUCCAUGGAAAAGACCUACAAGAUUGAGCCAAAGGUGGAGCACUAUGGGUGCAUGGUUGAUCUUCUUGGCCGGUGCGGGAAUCUAUUAGAGGCUGAGCGUUUAAUUAAAGGAAUGAAAUGCGGGGCUGAUGUGGUCGUUCUAGGAGCUUUGCUGACCGCCUGCAAGAACCAUGGGAACAUCGACAUUGCAGAGAGGGUGGUCAAUGAAAUGCUUAGAUUGGAUCCUGGAAACCAUGGUGUUUAUGUUGUUCUGUCCAAUGUGUAUGCAGAGGUGGGAAGAUGGAAAGAUGUUACGAGGUUGAGGAAAGUGAUGAGGGUUGGAGGUUUGAAAAAGAUUCCUGGAUGGAGCUGUGUAGAGGGUGAUGUUAGCUAAGUAAUUUUUGUACCCAUCUGGUGUUAUUGCCCAAGUUGCAACUACAUGUGGAAGUGGUCUCAUGUUUGACACAAGUAAGCCGGUUACAUAUAUC
Musa acuminata AAA Group (dessert banana) is the source of this 1548-nucleotide messenger RNA. Its product is annotated as pentatricopeptide repeat-containing protein At5g56310-like. Bases 24 to 1454 code for a protein of 476 amino acids. The record is from RefSeq and is a predicted model, not a curated record. Gene Ontology annotation, molecular function: protein binding. Lineage: Eukaryota; Viridiplantae; Streptophyta; Magnoliopsida; Zingiberales; Musaceae. The transcript has a single exon.